AUGUCUUGGGACGGUUUUAAGAAAGCUAUCAACAGAGCAGGUAACUCUGUUAUAAUCAAAAAUGUCGAUAAAACUAUCGAUAAAGAAUACAAUAUUGAAGAAAGACGUUAUAGGGUAUUACAAAAAUCUGGUGAAAGUUUACAAAAAGAAUCUAAAGCUUAUUUAGAUUCUUUAAGACAAGUCACACAAUCACAAGUAACUAUUGCUGAAGUUAUUUCUUCCUUAUAUGAUGAUUCAAAAUUCGUAAGUGGUGGUGGCUAUAACGUGGGUAAUUAUUAUUUACAAUCUGUUCAAGACUUCGAUAGUGAAACUGUGAAACAAUUAGAUGGUCCAUUCAGAGAAACUAUUUUAGAUCCAAUUACGAAGUUUUCAAGUUAUUUUAAAGAAAUUGAUGAAGGUAUUAAAAAAAGAGAUCAUAAAAAACAAGAUUAUGAUGCUGCUAAAGCUAAAGUAAGGAGAUUAGUAGAUAAACCAGCUAAAGAUUCCUCAAAAUUACCAAGAGCUGAAAAAGAAUUACAAUUUGCCAAGGAUGUCUUUGACAAUUUGAAUGAUCAAUUAAAGGCUGAACUACCACAAUUAAUUGCACUAAGAGUGCCAUACUACGAUCCAAGUUUUGAAGCUUUGGUUAAAAUUCAAAUGAGAUUCUGUACUGACGGUUACAGUCGUUUGGCACAAGUUCAACAGUAUUUAGAUCAACAAUCAAGGGACGAUUAUGCUAAUGGUCAGUUAGAUGCUAAAAUUGAGGAUCUAUUACAUCAGAUGACUUCUUUGGAUAUUUGUGCAUUGGGAUUCAAAUAA
Messenger RNA from Tetrapisispora phaffii CBS 4417, 798 nucleotides. RefSeq names its product BAR domain-containing protein. Lineage: Eukaryota; Fungi; Ascomycota; Saccharomycetes; Saccharomycetales; Saccharomycetaceae. Gene Ontology annotation, cellular component: Rvs161p-Rvs167p complex; medial cortex; actin cortical patch. The record is from RefSeq and is a predicted model, not a curated record. Gene Ontology annotation, biological process: actin cortical patch localization; plasma membrane tubulation; endocytosis. The transcript has a single exon. Bases 1 to 798 code for a protein of 265 amino acids. Gene Ontology annotation, molecular function: lipid binding; protein binding.